CAUUUCUGAGGGCGGUUCCGUUUUUUAGCUAUCCAUUUUGGUUGGAAGCGUACAAACAUGUAUCUAACGUACAAUUUUGCUGUUCUUGUUGUAAUCUUUGGUUAUACACAUUCCUUGGAUGUAGAAUGUUCUAGUUACACUGUGUUGAACUCAAGUAGUCGUGCUCAAGGAGUACCCAGAGGUAACAUAACAAAGUGCGACGAUACUCUCAUCCCAGAAUGGUACCGCUUCAUGGGAGAUGCUGGGACUGCUAUGCCGACAUCUUGCACCCGUAAAAACUACUGCGGUACUGACGCCUCUGGGUGGAUGCAAGGUUCUCACCCCACCCAAACAGAGGGUAUCGUGACUCGUAGAGUGUGCUAUCAUUGGAAUAGUAACUGCUGUAACUGGAACAACAAUAUUCGUGUCAGAAACUGUGGAGGGUUCUACGUGUACGAGCUUGUCAGACCUCCAAACUGCCACCUUCGUUACUGUGGCAACGGGACAGGUGCGCGCAUUCAAGGGGGAGGGUCCUCAGGUCGAUUACAAGUUCUUCAUAAUGGAGAAUGGGGUACAGUGUGUGAUGAUAUCUGGUCCAUGACCAACACCCACGUGGUUUGCCGUCAGCUUGGCUUUGCUGGUGCCCUUUCUUAUCAUAACAGUGGAGGAGUAACAGGACAGAUAUGGCUUGAUGAUGUACGAUGUUCUGGCAACGAGAGUGCUAUUCAACAGUGUAGACAUAAUGGGUGGGGGAGGCACGACUGUAGUCAUCAUGAAGACGUCUUUGUAACCUGCUAUCGUGAUGUAUCAGCAACAGCAGUAGCACCAACAACAGCAUCACUAACAGCAGUAGCACCAGCAACAGCAUCAGCAACAGCAGUAGCACCAACAACAGCACCACCAACAGCAGUAGCACCAACAACAGCAUCAGAAACAGCAGUAGCACCAACAACAGCACCAGUAACAGCAGUAGCACCAACAACAGCAUCAGCAGGAGUAGCAAACACAACAACAACAGCUGCAUUAUCAGGCUUGACUCAAUGUAACAGCCAUCCCUGUCGUAACGAAGGAAGUUGCCAUGGAGAUCAAUACCAUUAUUACUGUAACUGUUACCAUGGAUUCACUGGAAAACAAUGUGAGACAAGAUUUUAUGGCAACAUCACAUUCAUCAUGGAUCUCUACCAGACUUCCAACUACUCAACACCUUACUCACCUUCUGCUUACCCAGUGGUUGUCUACCCAAACCAGUCUCUGUGGGUUCAGUAUGAAGUCAAGAGCACCACUUUUGAUCUGGUCGUUUUUGCUGAGAAUUGUUGUGCUAACAAUUCAACCAAUCCAGACUCAUUUCCACAACACGUGUUUCUAGAGAGAGGGUGCAUUGUUGAUUCGACCAUGGUGUACUUCCACAACCCCUACAGUAAAGUCCAACGAUUUUCCAUCAGAUCGUUUCGAUUUGCCUACUCUAAUUCCCAUCUGGUUUAUCUCCACUGUGAACUGCUUGUGUGUCAUCAAAACUCUACCAACUCCAGAUCCAGAUGUGCUGUUGGUUGUACCAAACCUAGAAGCCGUCGUGAUUCCAGUGAUCUGGAAAGCUCUAUGCCGUAUAAUUUGUCUGUAGGCCCUUUGAAGGCGGUGAUGGCCGAGUCAAACAAUGUCAACAAGGGAGGGAAAACUUCCUUCCACGUCAACACCAUCCUGAUAUCCGUCCUUGUCACUGCUGGUGUAUUCUCUGUCAUCACAUUACUCCUCUUGAUAAUUAUUUACCGAAAUUGCCGGCGUGAUAAAAAAGUCGAGCCAGCAAGCUGCCAAAAUGAACAGGAAAACGGCGAAAAAGAUGAAAGCCGAAACUAGAUAACAUGAACAUGUAGUUAGGUAUAUUUUGAAGGUAGUUUAUCUAAAGUGUUUUGUUAACUUUUCUUUUAUUCCCUUCGCCUAAUCAGAAAAAAAGUCACACCCUUGCAAACAUAAAAGUUCAUAGAUACCUUUACGCAUGCGUAAUAUUUGCCUACAUCACAAGUCCAUAUAUGGUAAUAAACUUCAUUUGAUGUUCGUCAAAUGUGAAGCUUUCUGCAUGAUGCAAAAAUAUCGUUAGAAACAACAGACUUUACCAUACUAUCAGGUUCUUACUCUCUACCAAUGGAGAAUAACUCGAAAGGCGAAGGAAAUGAAGGGGUUUUGAGGGUUUUUUGCACUAAAUUGUCGAUGAAAAUUGUCCAACGAAAGAGUUGAAGUUUCAAGAUGAAUGUCGUCGAAGUUGCUGGCAAAUAUUCUUGAAAGACGUUAACUUCAUACUUCGAAAUAAAAAUUCUGGCUAGCGUCCUGUUGUGGCCAGAGAGAGUGUAAGUA
Actinia tenebrosa (Australian red waratah sea anemone) is the source of this 2325-nucleotide messenger RNA. Its product is annotated as pancreatic secretory granule membrane major glycoprotein GP2. NCBI's taxonomy places the organism in Eukaryota, Metazoa, Cnidaria, Anthozoa, Actiniaria, Actiniidae. The record is from RefSeq and is a predicted model, not a curated record. Gene Ontology annotation, cellular component: membrane.